AUGCACCUGUCCACCGCUCUAAAGAGGUACGAAUUUGAUGCCGCUUGCAAACAUAAUCUAACAUUUUAGACAACAACCACGCUCUCCGCAAUUGGCCUCCAAUCCAUUUUCAUCCCGGCCAACAGUCCCGACCUUAAUCCAAUCGAAAAUCUUUUUGGAAUAGUCAAAAGAAAUUGGCACAAAGCUAAGAAGACUCUUUCAAUGCAGGAAAAAUUGGAUUUCAUACUCAAUAAUUACAUUUUACAAUCCACCAUAGAUAACCUUGUCAUGUCUAUGUCGGACAGACUUUCUGCUGUUAUUAAUUCGAAUGGACAAUCUACAAAGUACUAAUUUUUUGUAUCUGUUUCUGUCCUUAAUUAUUUUUGACCUUUUAUGCGCCCUCCUCCUUUAUACGUCCUCAUACGUAGCCUUUAUUAACUUGGUUGUAAUAUAGGCGUUUCUCGAAAAUGUGACUUUUGUCGAAAAUUAUUUAUUUUUAUCUCAGUAAAUAAUAUUUUCUUAACCAAACUUUGCUUUAUUUCUUUGGCACAUCGUUUAUUUUCCGCUAUCAGACUUUGGGAGCCGUAGUGUUUACCGAUUUUGCGUUAAAGGCGUUAACCUGUGUUAAUUCGUGACAUUUCAUGAGUUAGCACAGGUACUGUACAUUUGAUGAAUUUGACCCUUUACAUGUUAUAUGUUUCCCCUUCGCUCUUUAGCACUAGACCACAAUUAUGACGUUAGUGAAGGAGACGAGCUAUCUGGACAGUGGGUUUGGUGAUAAAUUCCCACUCUAUGCAUAAGUUUAAUCCAAGGUCAGGUUUUCGCUUCUACGAUGUCCGCAUCUUCCGUCACAGUAGGCUACCAACCAACCUGACACUUCCCUCCAGACGAAGACGUCAAUGUGACCGACGGAUCCUGGUCCAACAUAGACCAAAAAGCUCUUGUGUUACUCUCCACCAUCUUGACAACUCAGUAUCUCCUACAAUGACCAUGAUGAUGAUGUUGAUGAUGAUGAUGAUGAUGAUGAUGCUGCUGCUGCUGCUGCUGAUGAUGAUGAUGAUGAUGAUGGUGGUGGUGGUGAUGAUGAUGAUGAUGAUGAUGAUGAUGAUGAUGAUGAUGAUGAUGAUGAUGAUGAUGAUGAUGAUGAUGAUGAUGAUGAUGAUGAUGAUGAUGAUGAUGAUGAUGAUGAUGAUGAUGAUGAUGAUGAUGAUGAUGGCGGCGGCGGCGGCGGCGGCGGCGACGUCGACAACGACGACGACGUGUGGUGGCGAUGA
This is a messenger RNA of Spirometra erinaceieuropaei, 1253 nucleotides long. Lineage: Eukaryota; Metazoa; Platyhelminthes; Cestoda; Diphyllobothriidea; Diphyllobothriidae. The record is from the annotation of a GenBank genome assembly.